AGUUACAGUGCAGGGCAUGGAAUUUGGCGAGCUGAGAACGUUAAGAGAACUGCAUUACCACUCUGCGCUGGAAGUAGCGUCAACAGCUUUCUCUUUGGUUACUUCCGCGUUUAUAUUCACUCGCAUUUGAGACUGCAAAGGACGUUGCGAUCGCGUUGUCUACUUUUCUUUCCGCGUUUUACGGAUAUUUUGAUUAUUGUAGAAAUCGAAUUUGGCAAAGAAAUGUAAUCAUGCGAUACUGUUCAGGACAUAGCCUACAUAUUCUCAGUUUUUCCAGAUUUUAUCCGUAAAGCUAAUGCACUUGCAAGUAAAUAAACUACUUCUAAUAAUAAACUUGCUAGCAAAUAAACAAGACAAAUAGUGCUAUAGCUCUACAGUUUGUUAGAUUAAUACCGCCACGGGAGCAGAUAAAACAACAGCCUAUUCAUUACGCAGAUCUAGUAGUCGUUCCUUUUCAAGGUGUUGCUGUCGGCGUCAUGAGAAGAAUUGUUAAAGUUGUUCUCCAGAUAACAUGUCAGUUAUUGUGGCUUGCUGGGCUGGUGGUGGGCCUUAGUGGCUUGUACCUCCUGCUGAACUACAGGCACAACAGGCUCUUCUUCCGUGACAUCUAUAUCAUCCUCCCUGCUGUAAUGGCCAUAGCAAGCGCAGUGGUCCUUCUCAUCAGUGGGAGCAUCGGCUGCUGGGUGUCUGUCAGAGAUUCCACCUGCCUGCAGGGUGUGGUAGGGAUCAAAGAAGGGAUGAACAGAGCAUUUGUGUAUCUGCUCAUCAUCAUAUUUUGUCUUGAGGCUACAGCUGCAGCAUUGGCUUAUGCAAACAUAGGAAAGGUUCAUUCAGAGCUUGCACCAUUCCAGAAUAUAUUUAAGAAUUACAAUGGAAGCAGUCAAGAUCCUGAUUCUAAUGCUGUGGAUUCCAUACAAGAAGAGUUGCAGUGCUGCGGAAUACAGAAUUACACGGACUGGCAGACCACCACCUGGUUUAAUCAUAGGGGAAAUCUGAGCGUGCCACAGAGCUGCUGCAACUCCACCUUCCACACCUGCCACGGCACUCUGGAUCAAACAUACAUGCUGUAUCCCCAGGGUUGUCAGGUGAAACUGGAGGAUGCCAUUGGUUUUAUUCUACAUCUUAUCAUAUAUUCUACUGCAGCAGUGGCUGUGGUACAGAUUAUAGGGCUGGUCAGUGUGGCCCAACUGAUGAGACAGCAGCCUCUCCAGGGGUAUCAAAUCCUGGAAAGGAACACCAUAAAUUAGAUAAGUAUUAGCCACUUCAGGAAUCCUGAAAUACUGUAUUAGUCUUGUAAACAUUCAGGAUUUUAGAUACAAAUAACUUUGGGUCCCAUUCUCAUAUACAUUCUUGUGACUGUUCCAAAAUCUGGAUUAGAUAACACAUAUUCAAAUCAUCAUACUGAAAAAAAAAAAACAACAAAUACAAAAUAAUAGAUGUUGCUGUGAAUAUUUGAAUAUAUUUAUUGCCAAAUAUUUUCACCCUCUGGGUUGAGUUUUAAGUGGAUUAUACAUGUUUAAAUUCAAUUAAGAAUUACUUAAGUAACACUUACUUGACUGUUUAGAAAGUUGUGAUAAGUACUAAGAGCUAAAUGUUGUAUUUUCUCCUCACAAACUGUCAAUUUACAGUGGGUAUAUUUCUUUCAAUAAGAACAGCAAGCAAAAAAUGGAAACUGCCUUAGAAGUUAUAUUCAUUAAUAGAACCCACGAGAAUAACUGCUUAAUACAAUAUAUUUAUUGACUAAUGUCUUUGUUGACUUCUAAAUCCUCUAAAUCAGUGGUGUCAAACUCGUGCCAUGGAGGGCCGUGUGUAUGCAGGUUUUCAUUCCAGCCUCAGAUCUUGAUUAUAUAAUUAGUUAAAUUAUUUGCUCAAUUAGAAAUGCAGGUUUGUGCACAAUGGUGACCCGACGUCUAUGGUGACCCGCAUUGUCUAAAUAAAAAUUUUCUUAUAUUCUGUGCUUCAAUGCAGUUAAACGCAUAUGGCUGAAUGAGUAAUUGGACUCAAUUAAGGCAGCAUUAAUUGGUUGGAAUGAAAACCUGCAUACACACGGCCCUCCAUGGCACGAGUUUGACACCACUGCUCUAAAUGUUCACCAUUACGCCAGAUGUGGUUUCAAUUCAUAAUUUUGCCAUGCUAAGAUUCUUGAAACCCUUCCUACUUGGUCUUAAGAUGCAGUUUCUUAUCUCUGCAAAUGUCUUAAAAUGUUACUGCAUAGCUUCACAUUAAAACACAGAAAACUCCUUGGAA
Molecule: messenger RNA, 2247 nt
Organism: Anguilla rostrata (American eel)
Lineage: Eukaryota; Metazoa; Chordata; Actinopteri; Anguilliformes; Anguillidae
Gene: tspan37
Product: tetraspanin 37
Exons: 7
Coding region: 477-1247 (256 amino acids)
Cellular component (GO): plasma membrane
Source: RefSeq, a predicted model, not a curated record